Messenger RNA from Styela clava, 2730 nucleotides. The record is from RefSeq and is a predicted model, not a curated record. Lineage: Eukaryota; Metazoa; Chordata; Ascidiacea; Stolidobranchia; Styelidae.
GUUGAUGGAUUUGAUACACAGGCAACCUUGGACAAAACAAUAAUUAUUUCAGUUGAUUUCAUUUUUCUAUAUCCAUUUUCAUUGCAUUUAAUUUUAAACUUUCGGUUGGUGAUUACAGCAAUUUGUAAAUGCUCUUCUGGAAUAGAAAUUGUCUUAAAAUGCUAUAAAAUGCCUUUUUUCAUAGUAGUUGAAUAUAUAUGUUGAAAACUUUAGGAGAAUAUGUUUUUCUGUUCGUACGUACAUUAUCACAUGAUUUCUGUGAUUUAUUCGAAGUUGUCUGAGAUAUUUUUCUUGCUAUAUUUUUUUUUAUUAUCCUUCAUUUUUUCUAGAUUCUGAUUAAAAAAUGGCAAUUGUCUGUAAGAAUUGUUUUUGCCGAAAAGUUUUAACAUGUCAAACAGGAAAAAAAUCCAAUUUCUGGAGAUUUUCUGAAGUUUUAAGAAGAUGUUCUUCCACACUUCCAUUUUCAUCAGAUCGGGAUCCUGCCCAAUCUGAAGGUUUACCAAUUCAUAAAUAUAUUGACAAAACACACAAGCGUGUAAAUAUGUUAUUUGCAUGUGGCUUGACAGCAACAGGUGCACUUGGAUUAAGAGAAAAAUCAUCUAGAACUCAAAGUAGACGAUAUCCUAUCAGACUUACAAAUAUUGGCAAAUUAAAAAUAACAAGUGUUGGUUGUGGAUAUGGUUAUACAGUGUUUGCAAGCAAUAAUAGAGAUUUGAUCAAGGUUUGGGGAAGUGGAAUAAACACUCAAUCACAACUUGGUUUUCACAGUAGUCAAAAAGGAGUCACGAAAGGGCGUCCUGCAGAAUCUGGCCAUUUCGAUUAUGUUAUGGAAACAACAGCAAUACCUAUUCCAUUUGAUUCCUUCUCAAAAACGAAAGUUACCCAGGUGUCCUGUGGUCGGGCUCACACUCUUUUAUUAACUGAUAAUGAAGGUAUAUUUUCAUUUGGAUGUAAUUCGUUUGGACAGUGUGGUAGAGAAAUCAUUCAAGGAGAAAUAUAUGAAGGUAGCAGGAAGAUCCAUUGCAUACCACAUAUUCACUUCUCAUCACCAGUGACUCAAAUUUCAUGUGGAAUGGACCACAGUUUAUUUCUCACCAAAUCAGGAGAAGUUUACGGAUGUGGAUGGGGUGCAGAUGGACAAACUGGUCUUGGCUCAUACGAGAAAACUGGAAUACCAAAGUUGUUGAAAGGUGAUUUGGAAGGUGUUAAAGUAAAACAGAUUUCUACUUUUGCUGACAUGAGUAUGGCAGUUUGCGAAGAUGGUCAUUUAUAUGGAUGGGGUAAUUCUGAAUAUUAUCAACUUGCAUCCGUUACAGAUGACACACAAGUUUGCACUCCAAUCAGACUCCCAUUCAAAAAUAUCGGUAAAAUUGUUUCUGCAGCGGCUGGCGGUAGCAUUUGCUGUGCACUAAAUGAAGAGGGAGAGGUAUUUGUUUGGGGAUAUGGAAUUUUAGGGAAAGGUCCCGAUUUGAAAGACUCGCGACACCCAGAAAAAAUUCCCCAAACAUUAUUUGGAGAGUCUACUUUCAGUCCAAGUGUAAAAGUUACCAAAAUCAAAUGUGGAAUGAAUCAUUUUGCUGCUGUUACAAAUAAUGGAGAACUUUUUACAUGGGGAAAAAACAAAUCUGGUUGCCUUGGUAUUGGUGAAUACAGGGACCAAUAUUUUCCAUGGAAAGUCUUGGUGCCUGGAGAAGUUGUUGAUGUUUUCUGUGGUGUUGAUCAUACCGUUAUACUGUCAAAGUCUAUGUUGUAAUUCCUGAAUUAAUAUUAUAAUAUAUGGACGCAUAUUCUUUGGUGUGGCAGGAAAGUUUUAGGUCGCUGGUAGAUAUAUUUGUUAUGAGAAAAAUGAUUUCAACAGCAUUUGCAUUAAAAUAUGAUAUAAAACUCUUAGUUUAUUCGCUUUGAAGAUCUUGGUUGUGCCUGCCUAAAUGCUGGCGUCCAGUCCUGCGCCGUCUAUAUUUGAUCAGUGGCAGAAGCAUCAGAAGAUUGCCAUGAAAGUGUCCAUGAAUAAGAUAUUGUAAUAAUCUGUUAUAAUUAGGGCUGGGAAUUUCAGGGAAAACACUUUUACCGGGUAAAAUUAACCGGUUAACCGCAACGUAACCUUUGACGUAAUAAUUUUAGCUAGUUACGUCACAACGGUUACAGAGCAAUUUCGGGUGAUCUUAUCCCGCUAUCGCUCAAAAUUAUUCACGAAUCGUGAUCGCUCUGCUACAAGAGAUAUGCAGCGUGAUUCGGACAUCUGAAAGUAUUUUAAUAAAACCCGAAUCCAUUAUUAAAUGUCAUUUAUGUGACAAAUUUUCAGUGUUGGACGUGCAAAUUAUACUCUGAGAUAUCAUAAAGAAAAACGGCAUCUACUGCGAACUUGUUGGAUGACAUUGAAUAUACGAUUUUGCAAUAAAAUCGGGAACAAAAUAUUUUCACCGAAAACUGAAUUUAUCAUUGUCAAAUUUUUAUAAUCAGCAAUCUUGGUACUUAUUGUUCACAUUUAUUGGGUCCUUACCAAUACAGAUAGUGUUAUUCUUUAGAAUUAAAUGCCACAGGAGAUAAAUUUGCGAUGACGUAAUCAUUUUUGAAAAAGUUGUACAUUAUAAAGAUAAUUUGUACCUAAGAUGUCAGUUAACGGUUAAAAUAAAUUGUAACCGUUAACCAUCUAAAAUCGGUUAACCAUUCCAGCCCUAGUUAGAAUAUUCAGUUGAAUUCGAAAUAUGGGAAAUAAAACAUGAAAACAAA